AUGGAAUUUAAAAAUGUAAAGCUCCAGUUUGCCUUUAAAGAUGAGUUCAAGGAAAACCCGAUAGACCUCAAGUUUGAGGAAGAUGAAGAAUACCACCGUCAAAAAGUUGAUAAAGUUUUUAAGCGAAGACAUACCGAGUAUAAUAGCUAUGAUGCCCCUAUCUUCGGAGAGAUUAUCAAGAAGGAAGAAACCGAAUUUGGGUAUAAUAAGUAUACAUCUGACGAGCAAGCGAAUAAACAGCUCAAAGAUGUUGAAAGAGGUCACCGCAUUGAAGAAUUCGCUGAGUUUUGAGGCCAAAUUGACCUACUCGAAGAAGAAAUCAAUAAAAAUAUUAAGAAUAAAAGUUUAGACUCCAAUUAUGACACUGAUACCCUGAGCAACGAAUUUUGGGAGGAUCUACAGACCAAAGAGGAUGAGUUCAUGAAAUAGCUACCCUUAUCCGGAGAUUAAGGUCAAACGGAUCUUAUAUGACUACAAUGCAUCGAAUAUUUCCAAGGUCCGAAAUGCUUACCAGACUUUGCUGAGGAACCAAGAGCUAAAUAUCUCCAAAUAAGGCAAGACAGUUCAUCAACAAGCAGGUCAUGCUGAUGAUUAGCCAAUUUGAGAAGGAAAUGAGCCUCAUUAGUCUGAAGUAUAACCAGCUAAGAGAAAUUACUAUUGCCAAAGAGAUCAUGAUUAGAGACCUUACUGAAAAAUAACAGUAUGAAGGAAGAAGAGCUCAAGCAAUUCAGGAAUUACUUUAAGCGUAAUAAGCAACGAAGGAAGGACGGGCUACAUCAGAAAGAGAUCAAAGGAGAAGCUCCUGAGAAUAUUGACUGUCUCAACCAAGAUGCCUUCUCGUUCUACAAUCUUGGAGUCAGCUUAGAUAUUAUGGAUAAACUCCAGAUUGGAAAAGAUUUCGUAGUGCAUCAGCUCAACAAAGAUCGCGCAUGAAUAAGCCAAGACAUUGAGAAGGUAAAGUCAGAAUCAAUGGCGGUCAAAGAGAUAUGACUAAAGUACCAAAAAGACGAAGAGCGAGCUAGGACUAAGCUUAAGAUAGUCACAGCCAUCAUGAAGUCAAACCAGGUCAAGAAAGAAGUAGUUGAAACCAAGGAUAUCAUCAUUAAAGACCUGAAGGAUAAAAUCAAAAUUGAUAAGAGAAGGUACCAAAAAGAAAUCAGCAGGCUUAACAAGAUCGCAGAAUGAGAAGGCCAGAUCUGGAAGAAGAUAGAGAAACAACUCAAAGGAGUCAUAACCAAGCUCAAGAAUGAGCUCAAAUAUGUCAAGAUGGUAUUGAGAUAUCCUAAGUUGUAUCAUCAAUAUAAAGAAAAGAAAUUUGACUUCAUUAGAGAAGGGCUGAUUGUUGAUGACAUAGAGUUUUUAAAGAAAGAAGCAAAAGGAAUUCUAAAACCAAAGGAAACAGAAGGACCAAAUAUGAAUCUUACUGGCAACAUUUCUCCAGAUAGACCAAUGAGUCCAAUGCAGUCUCAGAAGACGUUCUUCACUAGAAACAAGACUUCAUUGUCUUCAACAAAGAUCAAUUCUAUGGCACAAUUUCAGAGCCCCACUAUUGCAUCAAGGAAGUAUCGGUGCUUAAGUAGAUAAUUUCAAUCUUUGA
This is a messenger RNA of Moneuplotes crassus, 1597 nucleotides long. The record is from the annotation of a GenBank genome assembly. NCBI's taxonomy places the organism in Eukaryota, Ciliophora, Spirotrichea, Euplotida, Euplotidae.